UGCCCAUGCUUUGGCUACUCGGUUACAGACAAAACCCCAUAACGUGCAAUCAGCCAAUCACACACACACACAUACUCUGUUUCUCUCUCUUACACUAGAACUCUCUCUAUCUGUUUCUAUCCUUGUUGCUUGUGUGAGUUGAAAGGAGGAGAAGUGAAGAACCCACUAGGGUCUAGUUCUCAAUCUCAGGAAAGGAACUCUGUAAAAUAAUGGUAGAGACACACCACCAUCCACCACCGGCGCCACCACCUCAACUUGGAGUAGGAGGAGGUAUUGUUUUUCCUCCAACAGAGCAGCUUCGCCAGCUCAACUACUGCAUCCAUUCCAAUCCUUCAUGGCCGGCAACAGUUCUACUGGCUUUCCAACAUUAUAUCGUGAUGCUAGGGACUACUGUCAUGAUUUCCUCCCUUAUUGUUCCCCAAAUGGGUGGGAAUAAUAAAGAUAAAGCCCGUGUGAUUCAGACAUUGCUCUUUAUGGGGGGAAUCAAUACACUUCUUCAAACAUUACUUGGGACGCGGCUUCCUACAGUGAUGAGUGCAUCCUAUGCAUUCUUGAUACCAGUCAUGUCAAUUAUCAAUGAUUUCUCUGAUGAAACCUUCGCGAAUGAGCAUGAGAGAUUUGUCCAUACUGUGAGAGCUAUUCAAGGGUCUCUGAUUAUAUCUUCUUUUUUGAAUAUCAUAAUCGGGUUUAGUAGGGCAUGGGGGAAUUUUACGAGGUUCUUCAGUCCUGUUGUUAUUGUUCCAGUGGUCUGUGUUGUGGGUCUUGGUCUGUUUCAAAGGGGCUUCCCCCGGGUUGCCGACUGCAUUGAGAUUGGACUUCCCAUGCUAAUUCUAUUGGUUAUCUUGCAACAAUAUUUGAAGCAUGUUCAUGAGACCACACAUAUCCAACUUGAGAGGUUUGGCUUGCUUUUCUGCAUUGCAGUAGUCUGGGUUUUUGCCGCAAUUCUUACUGUUGCUGGAACUUACAACAAUGCCCGUCAGCAGACUAAGAUCAGUUGCCGCACUGACCGUUCAUACCUCAUAUCAUCAGCUCCUUGGAUUAGAAUUCCAUACCCUUUUCAGUGGGGUGCACCUAUCUUCCGGCCCAGUCAUGUCUUUGGCAUGAUGGGUGCAGCACUUGUUUCAUCAGCUGAGUCAACUGGAACAUUCUUCGCAGCUGCACGUUUUGCGGGAGCUACACCACCUCCAGCACAUGUGUUUAGUCGAAGCAUUGGUCUGCAGGGUAUUGGUAUGCUGCUUGAUGGAUUAUUUGGUGCUGCUGUUGGUACUUCUGCAUCCGUUGAAAAUGUUGGCCUUCUUGGAUUGACACAUGUAGGGAGCCGAAGAGUAAUUCAGACAUCAACUGCAUUCAUGUUCUUCUUCUCGAUAUUUGGGAAGUUUGGGGCCUUCUUUGCAUCAAUUCCUUUGCCAAUAUUUGCUGCUGCAUACUGUGUUCUAUUUGGACUUGUUGCUGCUGUUGGAAUCUCAUUUAUUCAGUUCACCAACAAUAACUCCAUGAGAAAUCUCUACAUCUUGGGUCUCUCUCUCUUCCUGGGAAUAUCAAUUCCUCAAUAUUUUGUUCAAUACACUGAUUCCCAUGGCCAUGGACCAGUCAAAACAGGAGGUGGAUGGUUCGACGACAUAUUGAAUUCGAUCUUCUCAUCAUCCCCAACUGUGGCAAUUAUUGUCGGGACAUUGCUUGAUAAUACACUCAAUGCCAGACAUGCAGCUGCAGAGAGAGGACUACUUUGGUGGGUGCCAUUCCAGAAAAAGAAUGGAGAGCCCAGAAAUGAAGAGUUUUACAGUCUUCCUCUUCCUCUUAGAAUACAUGAGUAUAUCCCCAGCAGAUUCCUCUAAAUAUACCUACACAUCCUUCAUCCUUGUACAUCAGUUUGCUUUAAUUAGUUGCCAUUGUAAUCUUCAAGUCUGUGUUAACAAUUAACUAUAUCUGAUGUUAAUAUUUUCAGCUAUAGGCAAAAUAAGAUUUCUCAGUCAUGGUUCA
Messenger RNA from Macadamia integrifolia, 1980 nucleotides. Its product is annotated as nucleobase-ascorbate transporter 3-like. The record is from RefSeq and is a predicted model, not a curated record. NCBI's taxonomy places the organism in Eukaryota, Viridiplantae, Streptophyta, Magnoliopsida, Proteales, Proteaceae. Gene Ontology annotation, cellular component: plasmodesma; plasma membrane. Gene Ontology annotation, molecular function: transmembrane transporter activity. The transcript has 14 exons. Bases 210 to 1835 code for a protein of 541 amino acids. Gene Ontology annotation, biological process: transmembrane transport.